AUGAAGUGGGUGCAGCGCGCGCUGGACAAGGCGCAGCUGAGCUUCGGCAGCUCCAAGGAGGAUAUCGUUCCGCACAUCAGCGACCGCACCAUCACUUUGUCGCCCUGCUUCUCUGGGGUCGGAGCCCCGGAGACCGCGGCUGGAGUCAUCGAGAAGGGCAUCGCGCAGUUCCUGGUCGCUCUCGGGUCCGACGCCAAGACGCUGAAGUUCAAUGGCAUCUACGGAGUAGAAGUCAAUAGGAAGGCCACUCAGGAGCUGAAGGCUUCGCCUUGCGACAUGUGCAAUAUAUUCGGCGAGAUAUCUCAAUUCUGUCCAGAGGCAGUGCGGAAGGCGUUCGGCAUGGACAACGGUGCCCAGGUGAGCAACGCCAAGUUGCGCAAGUUGCCGCGCGAGCACGAGCCCGUUCUCCGUUGUUGGUGCGUGCGUUGCGGCAAGCACUGCGAGAUGGCGACAACAGCGAUUCACAACGCGGGCAGCCACUGCACCAUGCAUUCGUCAUACGGCCAGCACAUGCUCGAGCAAGGCAAAGCGAUGACAUAUUUUUACCUUAGGUGCUGUUCGCGCCGUCGGCUCCAAGAGCCAAUCGUGGUGCACGAGAACGUAAAGCAGUUCGGAUCCCGCCUCCUCAACGAGGAACUCGGAGAGUUGUACCACGUGAUCCACGAGGUACACAAUGUGCAAGAUAUGGGCUGGGCUGGGCGUCGAUCGUGGCUUCACCCGCUGAUCGCAGAGAUGGGGUACGUCGGCAGCUAUUCCACGUUCAGCAUCCGCUCUUUCCUUCAGAUGAGCGUCGACUUUAAUUGGCUCUUCCUUCGCAAGGCUGAGUUCACUUGGUCGGGCUACUUGAUUGCAGACCCGUCGGACAUCGCAAGGGCGCUCGCGCGGUCUCACGGGCGACCAUCGAGCAAGGAGCGCCGCGCGCUGGAGUCCGAGGUCGCAGAGAUCGAGGCGCGCGGCGAGAACCCUCGGGACUACAUCGGCGCCGACUACGACAGCUUCGUCAAGUGCGAGGACACCCCCGGGACGCCAAGGGCGUCGCUCGGCCUCUGGGAACGUGGCAACUUGAAGUACGCUGAGGCACAGUGGCCUGGGUCAGCCGUGGAUCUGGAUCAGAAUCCACGCAAGCGGGUGAUGCGUACGAUCGGCGGGGUCAGGAAUACGAUCAUCAGCAACGUUGGCUUCCAGUGCAUCACGAGGGGCCCCACGGACGCGGACCUGACGCACGCUGGCAUCGACGGGUGGAUCACCGCACCCGAGUUCUUCACCGCCAUGGGCUUCCCUGUGUGCAAAGAGGACCAGGACGCCACGGGGGGCGCGGUGUGCCA
Prorocentrum cordatum is the source of this 1325-nucleotide messenger RNA. The record is from the annotation of a GenBank genome assembly. Lineage: Eukaryota; Dinophyceae; Prorocentrales; Prorocentraceae.